AUGUCUAUUAAAUCCACUUACAGGCCUCCAAUUUCACUUCAGCACUCCGCAAACAGGUAUGUUAUAGAAACGAACAAUCCAGCUCCUCCGACCCUUUGUUUAGACGACCGAUCUACCUACCCAAUAAGUCAGCAUGCGAGGACAACUAAGUAUGCGAGUAAAACACAAAGCCACGAACAAGGGACGAACAGGUCCACUAAGCCUUCUGCAUCCAUGGAAUCGUCUUCAAUGACGUCCUUUCUGAAGGCCAAAAGCUCAAGGGAACUAGACAUCAAUGGACACAUCUGUCCAGAUUUGGAAGUUGACAAAAUCUCUCUAGAGGCUGGUCACCCGCGAAAGAGAAGUAAGGUGUCUGUUGCGCUGCCCAUUGUAUCCUCGGCUACUAGAAUCUGCUCAAGCUUAAGUAAAGCUCAGCCACCGGAAAAUCUCUUGAACACUCCAAUCGAAGGUCUCACUAAGUCUCAGGACGACUCUUCGGUUGACAGCCCACUUGACAACGAUCGGCUAAAUCAGGGGACAGCGUCCCUCAAUAGAAUCAAUCAACUGCUUCCUCAAUCCGAAGCAUCGCAAUUGUGCAGGUCAUUAGAAAAAAAUAAUAGUUCCUUCUAUCCGGUACUUAUUGAUAAAGCCUCAAAUACAAUGGUGAACCACAUGCAGACAGCCUGGCAGGCAUCCCUUGAGCAGAAGUAUUCACAAAUUGACACAGAUGCGAAGGACGCCUUACUUUCUUCAUCCAAUCCUAACGCCUCUAUUGGUAGGCGUGAUAGGUAUGUAUUGUCAGUCGAACAAUUCUUUACUCGAGAAGGAAAGGGGAUUAACGGAAGGUGUAGAGUGCAUGGUGACACUAUUAAAUCUCCAACAGGUGCAGGGUCCUGUGCACACCCGAGAGCGACAGCAGUUGAUAGAGCCUUGGGAGGUACCCUUUCCCUAUCUGCCCCAGGGGAUUAUUGCGGCCACCACAAACUUUGUAACAGUAUCUAUUCAUCUGCACGCGAGCAUAACGAGCAGCAUCACCAGUCUCUGAUCGAGGCACCUCUGUCUCAUCUUGUUCCGCAGCGACCAUAUACAGCUCUCAAUAGAAUCCCGCAUGUUCUUAGUGAUCAUAUGAAAUUCUUGCAAGAACCUAGGAAGCGUGCUAUACGUGCACUUAUAAAAUCUCUUCCUGCCACUGUCAAAGCUAGUUCUAUUCCUUUGAAACCCAUUUCCGCAACCACACAACAACUCGGCUCCACUGACCCACCCAUGCAUGUACUGAUCAAUGGAGAACAAGUCCCAAUAACAUAUUCAACCGAUGACUCCCCAGUUGUGUCCAAGUUGAGAAACAACUUCUCUUACACGGAUUUAGAAUUUACACUUGGUGCACAUACAAAUUUGAAUACUAGACUGAGGACAGAGACAAAGGUGGAUACCAGUACACACCAAUACCUGCAAAAGAGAGCCACGGAGAUAGACAUAGCCCAGCAAUCAGAAAAGCUAGAGCAAUUAGAGCAGCUAAAGCAAUCACCACCCAAGCACCAACUUGAUAGCAAAGAUACACGAGCACAGAAGCGUAGCAUAUUGAUUAACAACGUUUGCUCAGUGCCAUUGAGGGCAUCACCAACGAAGAAUCCUUUCUGUUCACCCCUUAACUUCUCAAAUGUCGAUAGUGACGAAGACUGCACACAUACGUGCAAUUCGCUGAGUGAUUUAUUGGACAAUUCGGUAACUAAGCAAAGAACGACGAGUAAUAUAUUAAUUUUGAAAAGACGCGAGGAUGUCUUGAAAAACGAUACACUGCGCAGCAUAGCCAAUAGCUUAAAGAGUUUAGAAGCCAUGCAACAGACACGAAAGUCUAGUAGAUCCUUUGCUAAGGCCCAGCAAAACAGUGUCACCGAGAUCCUCCCUAGUUACAAAGAAAACACAACGAGAGUACCCUCACCACACUCUCCGCAUUCUCCAAGGAAAAGAGCGGGGGAGCACAAUAGCCUUGAGAGGACACUCCAUCUAAAAGACUUAGCAAUGCAAUCGAUGGGCCUGGAGCCUACGCAAAGCUACAACAACUGUGCACCCAUCAAUUCUGUAUCUUCAGCGUUUCCACAAACUGCAAAGAGCACGCGUUUCUUCACCUUCAAUGCUUAA
Molecule: messenger RNA, 2118 nt
Organism: Giardia duodenalis
Lineage: Eukaryota; Fornicata; Diplomonadida; Hexamitidae
Exons: 1
Coding region: 1-2118 (705 amino acids)
Source: RefSeq, a predicted model, not a curated record